Messenger RNA from Lichtheimia ornata, 831 nucleotides. RefSeq lists its product as uncharacterized. The record is from RefSeq and is a predicted model, not a curated record. NCBI's taxonomy places the organism in Eukaryota, Fungi, Mucoromycota, Mucoromycetes, Mucorales, Lichtheimiaceae. The transcript is spliced from 2 exons. Gene Ontology annotation, cellular component: cyclin-dependent protein kinase holoenzyme complex; nucleus. Gene Ontology annotation, biological process: regulation of cyclin-dependent protein serine/threonine kinase activity. Gene Ontology annotation, molecular function: cyclin-dependent protein serine/threonine kinase regulator activity; protein kinase binding. The coding region runs from base 1 to 831 and encodes 276 amino acids.
AUGAGCUUGCCGCCAUUUCGAUUCGAUAUUGCCCGACAUCCUACCAAGGACACCAUUAAGAUGUUGGCUUCGUUGUUGGAAAAGGUCACCUCUGCCAACGAUCGUCUUCAUCCAGCACCAGCAGCGAAUGGCGAUCCACCACGCCAUGGACGGUCUCGUAGCUUAUCCCAUGCAUCGCCAUACACCUGUUUCCAUGCACGUUCCAUUCCGAGUAUAUCGAUCCACGCCUACCUUUCGCGAAUUUUAAAGUAUUGCCCGUGUGCAAACGAGUGUUUUCUUGCUAUUCUCGUAUAUUUUGAUCGUCUGUCGAAAACAACACCAGCCUCUCGACAACCAUUACGCAUCGACUCAUAUAAUAUCCAUCGACUUGUCAUUGCUGCUAUCAUGGUCUCGAGCAAGCUCAUGUCAGAUAUCUUUUACACAAAUACCCGUUACGCCAAAGUGGGUGGAUUGCCUGUAUCUGAACUCAAUGUAUUGGAAGUGCAGUUCAUUGUGCUCAACGAUUAUGCGCUCUUUGUCACGGUGGAUGAGCUUCAAAAUUAUGGCGAUCAACUACUAUUGCAUUGGAUGAAAGAGCAAGAAGGAUACCCAGAAGGUCGUGUUCCACCCCGCAUGUCAGCAGUACACGAUGCCUUAUCAUCAACAAAAGAAAACGAACCGCAACAAGAGGAGCAAGAUGAAUACAGUCGUGUCCACAAGGUAGCAAGACAUCUCUCGAUCGACAAGGGUGAUAAUAGAAGACAUUCAAAAGAAGAGCAACAGCUUCCAACACCACCAGAUUCAUCCGCACCUCAUCAUCCUUCAUCAUCUUCAUCUUCAUCGUCGUCAUGA